AUGAAAGAGUUAUGUUUCCGUUGUAAAAGGCCAACUUAUUUCAAUGAUAAAGUUGGGCCGCUCAAAGAUGGUGUUUUGUUUCAUAAGGGGUGCUUUAAAUGUUGGAUUUGCGGAUCUCGUUUGUCAUUGAAAACAUACCACAAUAACCGAAAUGACACGCAAGAUUUGGAGGUAUAUUGUGCUGGACAUGUGCCUACACCAGGUCCUCACGAUCCAAUACCACACCGAUCAAAUCUUCUUUGCAGUCCUAAGACAAGAGGUGAUUAUCCAUAUAAUUUAAUGAGACCAGCUGGUCCAUGA
Dracunculus medinensis (Guinea worm) is the source of this 300-nucleotide messenger RNA. The record is from the annotation of a GenBank genome assembly. Lineage: Eukaryota; Metazoa; Nematoda; Chromadorea; Rhabditida; Dracunculidae.